Molecule: messenger RNA, 1548 nt
Organism: Thrips palmi
Lineage: Eukaryota; Metazoa; Arthropoda; Insecta; Thysanoptera; Thripidae
Product: cytochrome P450 6a2-like
Exons: 2
Coding region: 1-1512 (503 amino acids)
Molecular function (GO): monooxygenase activity; oxidoreductase activity, acting on paired donors, with incorporation or reduction of molecular oxygen; heme binding
Source: RefSeq, a predicted model, not a curated record
AUGGUCGAGGCGGCGACCCUGUUGACGGCGGCCCUGGCCGUGCUGGCGGCGGCCUUCCUCUGGUCGCGGUACCGGCACGGCUACUGGCGGCGCCGCGGAGUCCCCACGCCGUCCGGCCGCCUGCCCUUCGUCGGGCACAUGGCGCCCCUCCUGCUGGGCCGCAAGAGCUUCAUGGACCACUUCCACGACCUGGCCGCGCAGCACCGCGAUGCGGGCUACUGCGGCAUGUACAUGUGGGGGCAGCCCAUGCUGCUGGUGUUCGACCCCGAGAUGGUCAAGCAGAUCCUCUGCAAGGACUUCUCCAGCUUCCACGACCGCGGGCUGCCCAGCUCGGAGAGCGACGCGCUCAGCCAGCACCUGUUCAACCUGAACGGUGCCAAGUGGCGCAACCUGCGGACCUGCCUGUCACCCGCCUUCACCGCCGGCAAGCUCAAGCUCAUGUUCCCGCUGAUGCGCGACAUCGGCGACCAGCUGAGCGCCGCGGUGGCGGGCGAGGCCAAGCCCCCCGGCAGCGAGGUGGACGUGCAGGCGCUGCUGAGCCGCUUCGCCACCGACGUCAUCGGCUCGGUGGCCUUCGGCAUCAACUGCAACUGCCUGGCCGACGAGGACGCCGAGUUCCUCGCCAUGAGCCGCGGCCUGUUCCGCUCCACCACGCUGCAAGGGCUGCGCUUCAUUCUGGAGGCCGUGCACCCCAGGCUGGGCGUGCUGCUGCCCUUCAAGCUGCUGUACAGCGAGACGCACCGCUUCUUCAUGGACCUGAUGCGCGAGACGGUGGAGCACCGCGAGAGCAACGCCGUGGUCCGCAACGACUUCGUGCACCUGCUGAUGCAGGUGCGGGACCAGGGUCUGGGGCUGUCGGACCCGGACAACCACAUUGCCAUGACCCCCGGCGUCAUGGCGGCGCAGGCCUUCAUCUUCUUCGUGGCGGGGCUGGCCAACGUGGCCAACACGGUGUCCUUCUGCCUGCACCAGCUGGCGCAGGACGCCGAGCUGCAGCAGCGCGUGGCCGACGAGGUGCGCGACGUGGUCCGCGAGCACGGCGGCCAGCUCUCCUACGAGGCCCUCAAGGACAUGGAGCUGGUGGAGCGCGUGCUGCUGGAGGGGCUGCGCCUGUGGGCGCCCGUCGGCUCCGUGUUCCGCAAGUGCAACGCGACAGCCACGGUGGGCGGCGUGGUGGUGGAGGAGGGCGUCGCCGUCACCAUCAUGUCCGCCACCAUGCACCGGGACCCCGCGCUGUUCCCCGACCCCGAGCGCUUCGACCCCGACCGCCACACGGCCGAGGCCAGGGACCAGCGCCACCCGUACGCCUUCAUCCCCUUCGGCGAGGGCCCGCGCAUGUGCGUCGCCGAGCGCUUCGCCAUGCUGGAGCUCAAGCUGGCCCUCGCCACCCUGCUGCGCGACUUCGAGUUCUCGCGCGGCCCCAAGUUCGAGGUGGAGCCCGCCCUGGACCCCAAGGCCUUCUUCCCGAGACCCGUCAACGGCUUCCCCAUGCUCAUUCAAAACCGGAAGUGACGGUCAAAACUAUGCGCAUUUGUAGAAUUUCGUACG